This is a messenger RNA of Annulohypoxylon maeteangense, 804 nucleotides long. RefSeq lists its product as uncharacterized. Bases 1 to 804 code for a protein of 267 amino acids. Lineage: Eukaryota; Fungi; Ascomycota; Sordariomycetes; Xylariales; Hypoxylaceae. The transcript is spliced from 3 exons. The record is from RefSeq and is a predicted model, not a curated record.
AUGGACUCAUCUAACCCAGACGAUCAGAGUGAGCCAAGGCUCAAAGGAAAACACAAUAAGACGCGACCUCUACGAACCUACAGCAAACGUGCUUUGCCGACUGAUACAUCAGAACCUGUAUCGAAGAAGCGACGCAUUGAGGAAACAAGUAUAGGUCCGGAGCGAACAGAUGAGGCGACGGAACCACCUCACCAAUCCGAAAUCGCCUGCCCUUCGCCGACUCUACCUCCAUCCAAACCUAAGAAAGGGUCAAUCAUGAGCUACUUCAAAGUUAUGCAACCCAUGCCAAGUAGCUCAGCCAUAUCGUCAGAACCAACUUCUGGGCCUACCGAACCCGCUAGUACACCUCCGUCAUCCCCCCCAAUGUUUGACUUAAAUCGAAAGAAACGACGAAGGCUCACUACACGUAUAAUAUCUCGAGCCACGUCUAAUGAUCCGAACCAGGAGGAUAUAGUCGAAGGAGAAGACCAAAGGUCAGAUGAUAUAGGUGACGGAUCUGUAGCAUCAGCAAGCCCAGCAGAUGCAUUAUCCGACGCCAGUUCGAAUACUCUCGACCGCCCGACCGCGAAACGGAAAAAGCAAUUUGGUGUUAGAAAACAUAGAAGGAAUAAGGAAGAUCAAAAACCAAGUGCAGUUCAAACGACACUAAGUCUAUCGCUCUCGGAGAAGGGGUUCACGGAGUGCAAGGAAUGCAAUAUGCUAUAUAAUCCGCUACACAAGCAGGAUGCGAAAUGUCACGCUAGUCGUCAUGCAGCGAUGCUUAAGGCGAAGUCGAGUACUCCUGACAAUCAAAUAUCGGACUAA